This is a messenger RNA of Trichomonas vaginalis G3, 828 nucleotides long. Its product is annotated as glycoside hydrolase family 39. Bases 1 to 828 code for a protein of 275 amino acids. NCBI's taxonomy places the organism in Eukaryota, Parabasalia, Trichomonadida, Trichomonadidae. The transcript has a single exon. The record is from RefSeq and is a predicted model, not a curated record.
AUGAAUGAUUAUUAUCCUUCAAAUGGGUAUUAUACAGGAUCUGGACAAAAUUGGAUUGAUCGCUUCAUUAUUCCUUGUAAUCAGGCUGAAGGAGAUGAAUUUAUUCAAAUCGUUGGCGUUAAUGAAAAUGAAAAAUCAGGUGCAGCAAUUAUUCGUCCACAUUCUAAAUAUAAAGGAAACAUUGUAAUUUCAACAACACAUGUACAUCCAAAUACUCACAACUAUGAUAGUACAAAUGAACAGGCUCGAUCAGUUCCAAUGCAGCACUUCUUAUCUUAUCAUGCUGGUGUUGAGAAAGUUUUCUGGUACGAAUUCCAAAAUAUAGCAAUUGAAUCUGAUAAGAAAUCAAAUCUGAAUCCAGAACACUUUUCCGGAAUAGUAGAACCUGGACAGAUACCAAAGAAAGCAUUUUUAGCACAUAAGGCAAUGGUAAGAGCGAUGCCUCCAACUUCUGUCAUGGAUAGUGAUCUCAAUUUCUCUCAGAAUGAAGAGUGGGGUAUUUUCCAUUGGAAGCGAAAUGAUGGAUUGGAUGGUUGGUGUUUGUGGUCAUUUGAUGAACUACCAAAGUACAUCUAUUUUGAAGGUGAGAUACAUGAUUCAUUUGAUUUAGUUGGAGAUUCAUUGAAUUUAAACUAUGGUUCUUCACUCACAUUGACAUGGGAUCCUAUCUAUAUUAUAGGUCCCACAAAAGUGAAUGUUAGUGACAUUCCACCUCCUUCUAGAACUCCAUAUCCUUCACCUUCUGAUAACACAUCAAAUACUAUAAAUCCAACUAUAUUUCUGAUGAAAAUUCUGAGAGAAAAGAUAACAAAGGACAUACUAAGGUAA